This is a messenger RNA of Branchiostoma floridae (Florida lancelet), 699 nucleotides long. RefSeq names its product galactose-3-O-sulfotransferase 2-like. Lineage: Eukaryota; Metazoa; Chordata; Leptocardii; Amphioxiformes; Branchiostomatidae. The record is from RefSeq and is a predicted model, not a curated record. The transcript is spliced from 3 exons. Gene Ontology annotation, molecular function: galactosylceramide sulfotransferase activity. Gene Ontology annotation, cellular component: membrane. Gene Ontology annotation, biological process: glycolipid biosynthetic process. The coding region runs from base 1 to 699 and encodes 232 amino acids.
AUGCCUGUGGGACCAGGAAUACUCAGUUGGCCGUUCCCCCCAGAAGAAAAUGAGUACGUCCACACGCCGGACGAAAAAUACGACGCACUUGUGCAUCAUUUUGUGUACAACAAGACGUGGCUACAGAGCAAGUUUCCUCCGGAGACAAAGUAUAUAUCUAUAAUAAGACAACCAUUCAGUCAUCUCAAGUCUCAGAUUAAUUACUUCCACCUCCCAAAGGCCCUUGGCAUACAGCAUACUAAGAAUCCAGUGAAAAAGUUCCUGAAGGACCCCUGGCGGUACAGGAACGGGUCUGAGACAUUCUUCCCUCACGUGAACAUCACGUGGGACGGGACCAGGAACCCCAUGACCUUUGAUAUGGGGUGGCCGGCCGAGAGGGCAGAUGAUGAAGAGGAAGCUCGCAAGUACAUCAGUCAGUUAGACGCUGACUUCACUCUCGUGAUGAUCCUAGAACAUUUGGACGAAUCUGUCGUUCUUCUGAGGCGUUUGAUGUGCUGGGAACUCCGAGACGUUUUGUUUUACUCUAAGAGUAAAAACUCGCGCCCUUACUUGUACAAGACGUACAUGGCAUCAGCAACAGAAUUGGAGAACCACCGUAGCUGGAGCGCCGUGGAUUAUUUGCUGUACAACACGUUCAACAACUCACUAUGGCGAAAAAUCAACGCCCAGGUAACCGAAAUACAAGAAUACGCCAAAUAG